GUAAUGUUGUUGUUCCUACAGAGUUGUGAUCAUGGAGAGUCUGGAAAGUGCCGUCAACUCCACUAACUUUGCCGAUGGAAGAAGGACGGAAGGAGUGAACGUGGUUGGUCUGGUAUCAAUCAUAAUCUUCUAUCUGGUUAUUCUGGGCAUCGGUCUGUGGUCAGCGUGGCGAAGGAGAGGCGUCAAGACCACAGAUGAGGUGAUGCUGGCUGGCAGGGACAUUGGCAGCUUGGUUGGCAUCCUGACUAUGACGGCAACUUGGGUAGGAGGAGGCUACAUCAAUGGCACUGCAGAGGCUAUCUUCAGCAGUGGUCUUAUCUGGUGCCAGGCACCCUUCGGCUACGCUAUCAGUCUUACCCUUGGAGGACUAUUCUUCGCUAAGAAGAUGCGGGAGGCUCGCUACGUGACAAUGCUGGACCCGCUACAAGAGCGCUACGGUGCGAGGUGGGGCGCUAUGCUUUACCUGCCAGCCCUGGCCGGGGAGACUUUGUGGUCAGCGUCCAUCUUGGCAGCUCUCGGGUCAACACUGACAGUCAUCCUGGGCCUGGGUAACACAGUCUCCAUCAUAGUGUCGGCAGCCAUUGCUGUUGUUUACACUCUCUUCGGAGGCCUCUAUUCUGUCGCCUAUACUGACGUAGUCCAGCUCUUCUGCAUCUUUAUAGGCCUGUGGGUUACGGUUCCAUUCGCUAUGCGCAACGAAGCGGUGGGUUCGCUGCACCCUGGGUUCACUGACUGGCUGGGUUCCAUACCCUCAGACACACCCUGGGUGUGGGGAGAGUGGACUGACUUCGCUCUCCUUCUUAUCUUCGGUGGUAUACCUUGGCAGGCGUACUUCCAGCGUGUACUGUCUGCUCGCACCAGUAAACAAGCCCAGGUACUUUCCUUCGCCGGAUCGUUCGGCUGUUUCUUCAUGGCAGUGCCAGCCUGCGUCAUUGGUGCCAUAGCUAAGGCCACUGAUUGGUCUGCCACCUCGUUCGGGAAGGAGGUACCUGCGGACCAGACCAAGAUGAUACUUCCUCUGGUUAUGCAGCACCUAACUCCCCAGUGGGUGACAUUCUUGGGUCUUGGAGCUGUCAGCGCUGCUGUCAUGUCGUCAGCGGAUUCUUCAGUCCUCUCAGGCUCGUCAAUGUUCGCUAAUAACAUCUACAAGAAUGUCAUUAGACGUUCCGCCAGCGACCGCGAGAUUCUGAUAGUAAUAAAGGUGUCAGUCCUGGUGGUGGCUUCCAACUCUACUGUAACUGCCAUCGUAGUCAAUUCCAUCUAUGAACUAUUUUACCUGUGUGGCGACCUGGUCUAUGUGAUGCUGUUCCCACAACUGGCACUGGCUGUACAUGCACCCGAGUACGUCAACACCUAUGGCUCCAUAUGUGCCUAUGUGCUAGGAUUUAUCCUCAGGAUACUGGGUGAGUUCUAGGUGAAUGUGUAGUCA
Cherax quadricarinatus is the source of this 1429-nucleotide messenger RNA. The record is from RefSeq and is a predicted model, not a curated record. Lineage: Eukaryota; Metazoa; Arthropoda; Malacostraca; Decapoda; Parastacidae.